AAAAUGAAAAAGACUAAGUUUAGUAAGGUACUUCGGUACAAGCAAGCACUUUAAGGCCUCGACCCCUCUCCCCCACAUCGGUCCAACAUCUCCGGGGGCCUUCCCCCCUGUAUCUUAGCUGGUUAGGUACCUCGUUGCUGGGCGAACAACCGCUACCGAAAUAAUUUUGACAUCACAUCACAUUAAUUUCUUAUGUAUCCCUCCCCAAAACCAUCCGAUUUGCUGUUUUGUACGUGGAGAUAACGAAUUCAUCUAUUUGUACUUACAUUCAUAUCUCCAACAAAACCACCUCCUAUUAUUCAACAAGACUUUAUUUAUGUGUUGAGAUGAAAAGUUUUAAUGUUUCCAAUCUCUCUACUUCAGCUCGACAACUUAUAAGCCAUAAGCCAGUUACAUAUACCUAACACCGAACGAGAAAAAGAAAAGACCAGUAGUGUACUGCCAACCCAACAAGGCCUCCCCACCUCGUGUCUGCAGCCAUCGUGGGCGGUGAAUUCCCUACUGCAUAUUCGAAGCUCGAUCUAGAUACCCGAUUACGCAACUCUAUCCAAUUACUCACCCUCCCUUGCUCGCAUCGGUACCCGUCUGUCUUAUAAAACCUUUUGCUGCCGCCAAGUGCGGAGGUGAUCGACCAACUUGAUGCUCGCGGGUAUCUUAGAAUCAGAAGAUGCGACUAACGCUCUGCCGAUAUGCCGCGCUCAUUUCUAUAGCCGCCACGAUAACGAUUGCGCUCCCUGACCCUGUCGUCAAUCCACUCGAGUACGGCACAUUCCAAGAUUAUUCUCCGAUUCAUAGGAGGCAAAUUUCAUGUCCAAGCAAUUAUUUCAGCUGUGAAGAUAAAGGUGCUGCUUUUGCUAAUACUUGUUGCGAAAAUGGACAACUGUGCGCUUUAGACGCUCAAAGUGAGGCAGCUUGCUGUCCAUCUUCAGCAACCUGCACUGGAGUAGCACCCACGGGCCCAACACCGACAGUCUCCUAUGUGAGCAACACAUACUUCUCAUUCCCAUACAUACCGACGUCGUUCGCCAACUCGGUCGCAUGCACAUCCGCCGUCGACGAAUGCUCGAGGAACUAUGGGGCAUGUGUCUCGGACUUGGGAGGUAAUGCAGGAGUAUACGGAGUUACUAUCGUCGUUCCGGGAGGGGGUGGAACAACAGUAGCCGCCACGCAGGGCACCGGAAUUCCAUCAGCAUCAGCGACUUCAGUGUGCUCGAGCUUGUCUUCAAAGGCUUGCUAUAACAUACAAAGCAGCCAAUGCACUCAAGCUGGUACGACAGGAGGUUUUGUCAUAGGCACUGCGAACUAUGCAGCUAGGCCUACUGCCGCUUGUGUGGCGGGCGUCAUUGCUGGAGUCGGUCUGGGUGUUAUGGGCGGACAUAUAUGAAAUACAUUUAAGAGUGAAUCGGAUGACUUUAUGAACGGCUAUGACCUUUUUCUGAAUGUGUAUAUUUUGGGGAUAUACUGAUAGAUAUACGUCCUGGGUUAAAGGAUCGGUAGGGUCAACAGGUAGAAUUGGAAAGAGAUGAAAGGGGUAUUUCAAUCAAAGGGUUGGAAUGUGGUUCUAGGUAUCCCUCAGUACAUAAUGUCAUUUUUCGAAAGAAUGAGAACUCGAUGAAAACGAAA
Hypoxylon trugodes is the source of this 1623-nucleotide messenger RNA. RefSeq lists its product as uncharacterized. The coding region runs from base 668 to 1384 and encodes 238 amino acids. NCBI's taxonomy places the organism in Eukaryota, Fungi, Ascomycota, Sordariomycetes, Xylariales, Hypoxylaceae. The record is from RefSeq and is a predicted model, not a curated record. The transcript has 2 exons.